CCUCGGUGAGGUGGAGGCCUCGGGCCCUGUCCCUGCAGGUGUGCCACCAGCCCGCCCCCUCCCCAGGCCGGGUACCCGCGGGUGCCGGCGUGCCGAAGGCGGUGUCCGGGCAGCGCGGCUGCUCCCCGGGCUUUCCCUGCGCAGCGGAGAGUGCCCGUCGGUGCUUGCCUGACAGACGGGACACACCGGGGCUCUGCUUUGGUACAUCCCCCAAAAAUGUAUAGUAGCAAAGAUUUAUAGUAAUGGCGUGGGUCGUCUUACCAGCGUCGUUCUCCACAGACCGGCUUUUUGGGCUUCAGUGGGAGUUUCAAGGAUAAAAGCAUGGAGGCAAGAAGGAAAACGCAAAGUAUUUGUAGCUCGGGGGUUGCAGCCCGGCUUCCCUCUGCCAUGCCAAGCAAUUCUCCUUGGCUCUCCAUCAAGCAAGCCUUUCUUCCAGCUCCGGUGGGAAGAGCAGCAGGCUGGCUGUAUGGGAGCUGAUAGCAGCUAACUGAGGGCCUGUGCAGAAGGUGACUGCCCUGAAGAGGAUUUAAUAAUCAGGCAGGAGGAGGUGCAUCAGCACGUGGUGGGGACUCCACUUCCUGAGAGGCCCCACAGUGGCCAUGCCUCCCUUUGGUGGAAACCCAGGCUUUAUCAAGAGCUGGAGAGACCAACGGCCAGCUCUCUCUGGGGGCAAGCUGCCAUGGAACUGAGGUGCGGGAUGAGGACCACCAAGUGCCAGCUGCUGGUGACCAGCCUCUGUGUCAUGCUGCUGGGGCUCUCCAUUGCCACGCUGAGCACAGUCACCCACUAUGGGCUCCGUUUCACCCUCAUCAGCAAUGUCUCCCUGGACAGCAACGCCUACAAGGUCAUCCACCACACAGCUUUCUACUUUGGGAUCUGCCUGAGCAUGACCCUGAUCCUGGCCGCCCUGCUGAGCUCUGCCGCUACGGUGCGGGAAUCGCAGUGCCUCACUGCCAUGGGUGGUGCUGAUCUAAGGAAAGCAGCUUGGCCGUGCAGCUGCCAUCUUGCUCACAGAGGAUUUUUCUGUUUUGCUCUGGCCUUUUGUGGAUUGAUCCCAGCUGCCUGCUGGAGAUACACACACAGCACGGAGGUGGAAGACAGCAUGAUGGAUGUGUAUGAUUUCGUGUAUGAGGAGGUGAGGAGGAACACCUCCAGCUUCAGGAGACAUGAACUGACUGCCAUCCAUGAAGCAUUCCUUUGCUGUGGGAAGCACUCUCCUUUUGGGGACACAACUGAUGUUCAGAGCGAGACAUGCCCACCUGACCAAGUGCAUGAUGAAGGACAGGACUGCCUGCGAGAGAUCCAGGACUUUCUGAAGAAGCACAUGGACUUUGUCUUCUCACUCCUGGGCAUCACCAUUGGCUUAACGGUUUAUGGGAUGUUCCUAACUUCAUUCCUCUGGUUCUCCAUCCACUUCAGCAGCAACCUGUACCGGAAAGGCAAAUACAUCCUGCGAGAGAGGUAGAAAGCUGAUGCCUGGGCAUCCCUACCAGGCAGAGCCAGCUCUUGGCACAGGAAGAUGUCUGAAGUCACCAACAAAAUGCCCUGGGAAGGUAUUGCAUGGGGUCAGGUGGUGGGAUAUGUGUCACACAUUUCCCUUUCCUGCACUACUACUGGGCUCAGAGAUGCAGAUUCCCUCGAUGGGAGACAUAUGGGCUGUGGCUCCACAAGAAGGACACAAAGAGUUCUUUUCAACCAAAUGGAGAGAAAAGCCCAGCAAAAAUCACAGCAUUAAACCAAACUUCUCUUGUGCUGUCAUCUGAGCAGCUCCCUGUGACCCCCAAAGAUGCCGUGUUUCUAGGAAGAUGGCUUUGGAUGGCAGCCCAGGAUCAAUGUUGCACUAUCAGUAAACAAAUGACAGGAAGUAUGUCACCACUGAUGGAAAAUGUGCUCUCCCAGCCUGGACACUUGCAAUGAUUAACUUUGGGCAUGUUUCUGAUCAUGCUACAUAGGCAUCCAAUGACUGUCAGGUAGUUUUCCCGUUUUCAAAUGUUGCCAAAUUUAUAGAGCUUUUGGUAGAGAUCAGGACAAAAAGUCAGAAAGUAGUGAAUGAGCUUUGAAACAACUGACCAACAGAAGGACAUAUGUCUGUUAUUCCUCCUUGCUAAUGCAAUACAACCUUUUUUUUUAAUUCUUAGGAUUUUUAAUUUCUUAGGAUUUUUCAGCCUCCUCAAUCUUGAUGCCACAUUGAUUUCACAGGGGCUUGUUAAGCCACACCUGUGUCUAAUUCUGGGCCCCUUAAUUUAGGAAAGAUGUUGACAUACUCAAACACAUUCAGAGACGGGCCAGAAGGCUGGUGAGGGGUCUAGAACACAAGGCCUGCAAAGAGUGGCUGAGGGAGCUGGGGUUCUUUAGCCUGGAAAAAAGGAGUCUUGGGGGGACCUUAUUACUCUCUCCAACUUCCUGAAAGGAGGGUGUAGCCAGGUGGGGUUGGUCUCUUCUCCCAGGCAACCAGUGACAGGAUGAGAGGACACAGUCUUAAGCUGUGCCAGGGGAAGCUUAGGCUAGACAUUAGAGAAAAAUUCUUCACAGAAGAAGGGAUUGGGCAUUGGAAUGGCUGCCCAGGGAGGUGGUGGAGUCACCAUCCUGGAAAUGUUUAAAAAAAGACUGGACGUGGCACUCAGUGGCAUGGUUUAGUUGAUAAGGUGGUGUUAGGCCAUAGGUUGAACUUGGUGAUCUCCAAGGUCUUGUCCAGCCUGGCUGAUUGUGUGAUUCUGUGAUUCUGUAACUUCCGGGCCCAGCUCUAUGUUUAUCAGGCUUUGCUAACCCACUGUGCUCAUGUGCUGAAAGGACUUUGAUAUUACCCACACAAACAGAAGUUUAAAUCUAUUAAGAGACCAGGACUGAUCUCCAGCCAGGUCAAACAAUACAAUGUCCAAGUCCACGUCCUUUUUACAUCACUUUAUCAAUAAUAAACAGAAUUUGUAAAAGGCUGUCAGUCUAGCUGAAACAACAGCUCCCUAGUAUGCUUUGCCCUCAUGUUGAGGAGACAGAGCCACUUUUGAGCUGAAACCCAUCAUUGCAAUAUAUGUAGCACCUGCUGUAAAUUAUACAGCUGUGUGAAAUGUCUGUUGAACCAACAACAGCUUUCACUUCUCUUGUACAUAGUGGGUUUUAGGCAUGAAAAAUUGUAAGUAGCAAUUGUUUACUGAGAUAAAUAUGGACAACCCUAUGCUGAUGUUCAGGACAAGUCCUGGCCCUCUGCCCGGGGCUGCUGCAUGUACCAGAACAGCAGUAUGGCCUACAGCACCUGGCUGGCAUUUUAACCUGGGCUGCAAAUGCCUUGCAUUGGAAAGAGUUGUGUUGUGGAGGCCUGGGGGAGGGAUGGCACUUCUCACUCCAUGCCCUGGGAGCCAGCAGAGCUUCACUGUUGACUUCACUGGAAGCAGGAUGAAGUUCAAACUGCCCCAGUGUAUAAUCAAGCUACCUUCUGGCAGUCACCAACACACCUCAGUCUGGCAGGGAACUGGGUAUGAUAUGAACUUCCCAGUUUAUGCACUUUCUAGUGGGGAAGUAUUCACUUACACAUGUAUAUGUAUCAUCACGUAUAUUGAUCUCUGGACAGAGACAAUCUCCCUUGUGAGCUCCAGCUGCUACUGUCAGGCUACUGCUACUGUUAUUCCUCAGGCCAGCUGGCAGCUCAUGUGACUCAUGGUUGCUUCAAUAAAGAUGAAUUUCUU
Molecule: messenger RNA, 3680 nt
Organism: Serinus canaria (Common canary)
Lineage: Eukaryota; Metazoa; Chordata; Aves; Passeriformes; Fringillidae
Gene: TSPAN32
Product: tetraspanin 32
Exons: 10
Coding region: 680-1465 (261 amino acids)
Cellular component (GO): membrane
Source: RefSeq, a predicted model, not a curated record